Nicrophorus vespilloides is the source of this 781-nucleotide messenger RNA. RefSeq names its product histone H3.3-like. Gene Ontology annotation, molecular function: structural constituent of chromatin; DNA binding; protein heterodimerization activity. The record is from RefSeq and is a predicted model, not a curated record. Lineage: Eukaryota; Metazoa; Arthropoda; Insecta; Coleoptera; Silphidae. The transcript has a single exon. Gene Ontology annotation, cellular component: nucleosome. The coding region runs from base 66 to 509 and encodes 147 amino acids.
GAGCAAAAGUAAGUUGGAGUUCCUCAAACACGUGUACACGUUGCUACGAAAUAUUUCGCUUUGAAAUGCAGAUGACAGAGGCAAGCAGAAGCAGCUGCAGCCCCAAAGCGAGCGGCAGCAAAGAGAAGACUAGACUGUCCAAGAGUUUCAAGAAGAAAAAGUCUAAUAAGAAGUACGUGAUAACCCAAGCAGGUGUUGCUCAGACUAUGAGCGCGAAUCUUAUAAAGGAGAUGAAGAAGCUGCAGCUCAGCGUCGAAGAUCUGAUACCGAAGAUGACGUUCUGCAGAUUGAUCAAGGAAAUCAUGCAGAAGUACGGUGAGUACCGAAUCCAGGGACAGGCUUUGCAAGGUCUGCAGACCGCAGCUGAAAUGUACAUGGUUCAAAUGUUCGAGGAUAGCAAUAAGUGUACUAUGCAUGCGAGACGCGCCACCCUCCAACCGCCAGACAUGCAGCUCGUUUUGAACAUCAGAUCACGUUACGACGUCGUAGCGACGGACAGUCUGCUAUAAUACCAUUAUUACACACAUUAACUAAUUUAUUUUAUACGAAUUUACAUGAUGGCAAACGCGUCGUUCUGAUUUGCGUUUUGGUAGAAUCAGCAAAUGACGUGGCAUCAUGCAAUCAUCAGGACAGACCGAAUAAUUUUGUUUAUAUUUUAAUAUUUUUAGCUCUUUUUUUUUAAACUUUUAUUUAUACAGACGACUUUUAAAGCUGUUUUAUUUGCUUCAACGUUCAUAUUAUUUGCGUCCAUUGGAAAAUAAAAAUAUUGUACACAACUUUA